This is a messenger RNA of Cyclocybe aegerita, 1236 nucleotides long. NCBI's taxonomy places the organism in Eukaryota, Fungi, Basidiomycota, Agaricomycetes, Agaricales, Hemipholiotaceae. The record is from the annotation of a GenBank genome assembly.
AUGAAUGAAGAUGCACUCAUAUUCCAACAAUUCACAGAGCAACUUGAAGAGGAGGCAGAUGAAGAGUACUGGGAGAUGGGUGCUGCUUCACUCGGCGUCAUAGUGGGAGGUGCCGAGAUCUCACGUCAGUUACGGAAUGAACGACGUCGCGAAACCUGCCAAUAUCUUACCCGCCCUGAACUCCUGGAGAACCCCCGGAUUGCGACACCAUGGACCUCCCUUUACGACAGCAGGAGUGACCGUGCAUAUAUCACAACCAUGGGGUUCGAUGUUGCCACCUUCGAUUUCAUUCUCGAGUCGGGAGAUCCACGACCAGGCGGCCAAUCUUUGGAUCCCCCAGGGGCCCUUGGCCUUGUCCUCCAUUAUCUCAGCUCCACGAUGCUCGAUGUCAGCUUGCAGCAAAUCUUUGCUCUCAUCCCUGCCACAGUUGUCCGGUAUCUUGACUUCUCACUUGACAUACUUCUCGAGGUCUUGCGAAGAAUGCCAGAUGCCCGUAUCAAGUGGCCAAAGGGUGGCCCAGGUGGUGGGCAAUUCCAAGAAUACAAUGAUCUUAUCAUUGAUGAAGAUAUUGAGAAUGCUACCUACAACGGGUGGCUCUCAGAGCAUUUUGUCAGCUCAGUACUUGUGUUCUCACCGAAAGGCAAGAACAUCAAUGCUAUUGUAACUUCAUUCACUGAUAAUAUCUUAGGUGAAAUCAUUGAUGCUGUUGUAAAUGCACCAGGCAGUUGGCACGAUGCUAAUGUUGCUCGUCCUAUUUUUGAACGGCUUCGCACACGAACACCACCUGGAUACUACCUCAUUGCUGACACAGCAUUUCCUCGUGGAACACAAUCCAUUGCAGGACGCAUUCGCGCCCCGCUCAAGGCUGGCCAGGCUGUGCGAGGUACGCCAGACGAGAUUGCGGAGCGAAUGGCCUAUGACCAUGAGCUUCUCUCAUAUCGGCAAACAGCCGAGUGGGGAAAUCGAGGUCUUCAAGGAGCAUUUGGUCGUCUCCGUGUUCCACUUCCCAUUGACAAUGCAGAACGUCGAGGAAAUCUCCUUGAGAUCUGCAAUCGCCUCAAUAAUCUGCGCACAAGACGAGUGGGAAUCAAUCAGAUCCGGACUGUAUACAUGCGAUACUGGCAGGACACAGCUGAGGACAUUGAUAUCUGGCAGAACUUUGAGAAUAUGCUCUUCUCAGAUCAACGAAAGAACGAUAGAGUUGCUCGCUUCCAUACUUACGCAGAAUACAUGUAA